GGCAACUGACCAAGAUACACUGACAGACAAUAGACUUUAACUCUAACCCACAUAGACAGAUAGAUAGUCAGCUUACUGCAGCUCUGUCCAAAGGUAGGUGUGCAUCUUUAUUUGUUCAUCUCUAUAUUGUUCAUUAUAUGUUAUGUGUGUGCUUGUGCUUCCAGUGUGCAACCAUGCCACUAGGUGAAGGGAAGAGUGACAUGGAGCGUCUGGGUGUCUUUAAAGAGAUGAGUUACAUUUCUAUAGAAGACAAGUACACCCCUCCCACCAACCGUCCAUUCAAUGAGGCAGCUUACCGUAAUCGGCAGAUGCAGGCAGGUGUUGCCAAACAGCGGUGUGCCCUGCAAAGCGGCUAUUUCCAAAAGUCCUUCAAUAGAAUAUUUGAGCAUGAGGCCCUGAAUGAGCCGUUGAAGCUGGUCCGGCAGAAUCGCCUUCAGCAAGCUAAGAAAAACCUGGGCAAGGCUUUCCUACCCAGUAAUGGGAACAAGAAACUUUGUGGCUCAGGCAGUUACUACGGAACUCUUUCAGGACCUAUUCCAGCCAUGAGUUCCCAGUUAGUGCCUCGAAAACCCCGUCAGUCCCAUGGACGCAACAUCAUCACUUCGCCGCCUAAGAAAGGCAGUGGCUUCAGCUAUCCUAACUUAACCCUGUCCAAAAUGGAGAUGUAUUCCUCAGACCCAUAUGACAGAGCCAAGGAAAUACUAAAGAAAGAGAUUGAAGUUCAUCGUUCCAAGUUAAGGGGUGGUCCCUUUAAGGUCAACCUCCACCCCAAAGACUUUUUCCAGAGCAAUCCUUAUCACAACGAAAAACCACCUCCACCAGCAUCUGCACAGAAGUCCCUCCCAUCAAUACAGAAAGUCUCUCCAGUUCCUUUCAAGCCUUCAUCCCCCAGUAAACAUAUUGGAGGAAUGAAAGCGGGGACAUUUGACACUUACCCAUCACAUUCUGCAGAUCCAUACACCAUUCGGCGUUCCAAACUCACCAAUCAAGAACCAAUCUUCCAUCCAGCUCCUGGUCCUAAGAGCACCCCUGUUAAGAGCAUUAUCACUGUCAACGUUAACAGGUUAGUCACCAUCUUUAUUUUUCUUAUGACAUGGAGUCUUUUAAGACACAAAUCACCCACCUUGUGUAUCUUCUUAUAAGGUGUCCUUUUAAGUAAGAUACAAAAAAAUUUUAUUCCGCCUCAUGGACACAUACAGAGCAUUUUCAUUUAAGGCCGUUUUCACUCUCGAAAGUUUGAUCAAGGUCUGUCCAUGUUUUCAGUUUAGCUUUUACAUUACAAUUUUGGGUGGGAUAAAACAAUUUUGCAUGAUACAUCCAUAUACUACCAUCUAUAUCAUGUUUCCCUGUACUUGGUGCAUGUUCAUCCAGCUGAUUUUAACCAUAUAAAAAAUGAAAAUACCAACAAUUUGAAAAUAAACCUUGAAAUAUCAUGGUAACAAAUGUUAGAGGCUCAAACAAACUUUGAAGUUUUGUUAAAACACCUACAUCUGUGAUCACCACAAUUAACAGCUCAGGUAUGCUACUGUAUGAAACUCUAUAUCCAAAAGGUAAAGUUUCAGACUAUGAUUAUGUUGAUGAAGAAUCAGCUCUAUAUAUUUGCAUAACGUAUUUUAACAAAAAUUGGUUAAAAGCUGCUGUACAUUUGGAUGAAAACCCAUUAUUUGGUUGACUUAUAGACCGGUGAAUCUGACUUGUAUGUUGCAUGUUGUGUAU
Messenger RNA from Sphaeramia orbicularis (orbiculate cardinalfish), 1716 nucleotides. RefSeq names its product cilia and flagella associated protein 96 (gene cfap96). The record is from RefSeq and is a predicted model, not a curated record. Gene Ontology annotation, cellular component: cytoplasmic microtubule; centrosome. The coding region runs from base 138 to 1142 and encodes 334 amino acids. The transcript is spliced from 6 exons. NCBI's taxonomy places the organism in Eukaryota, Metazoa, Chordata, Actinopteri, Kurtiformes, Apogonidae.